UCAGAGCGGUAGCCAGUAGAAAAGGCACACUGCACAUGCCAAGCGAUCGAAUCGGAUGCCGGCCGGCGGCGAAGAGAGAAUUUGAUAAUGAGCUAGUCCCCGGGCGGUGCUCAGGUCUUGCCUUCUUGAAAGGCGAGUGUCGGUUCGCAGAAAAUCGGAGGAAUUAGCUAGCUAGCUAGCUAGGUGAUCAUGGCGCAAAAGGAGGCCGGCGUAGCGGCGAGCGGCGGCUGCAAGCGCAAGCCGCACGCGGUGGUGGUGGUGUACCCGAUGCAGGGCCACAUCAUCCCGGAGACGCACCUCGCGCUGCGGCUGGCGGCGCGGGGCUUCGCCGUGACGGUGGUCACCACGGAGGCCGUGCACGACCAGACGGCGCGCGCGCUCGGCGUCGACCCGGCCGGGCACGACGCCUUCGCCGGCGCGCGCUCGGCGGGGAUGGACGUGCGCUGCGAGCUCGUCAGCGACGGCCUCCCGUUGGGGUUCGACCGGUCGCUGCACCACGACGAGUUCCACGGCUCGCUGCUCCACGCGCUCUCCGGCCACGUCGAGGAGCUGCUCGGCCGCGUCGUCGUCGACCCGGCCGCCACGUGCCUCGUCGCCGACACCUUCUUCUCGUGGCCGGCGACCCUGGCCAGGAAGCUCGGCAUCCCGUACGUGUCCUUCUGGACGGAGCCCGCGCUCAUCUUCAACCUCUACUACCACGUCCACCUGCUCACCGAGCACGGCCACUUCGGAUGCAACGAGCCUCGGAAGGACACGAUCACGUACAUCCCGGGCGUGCCGGCGAUCGAGCCGCACGAGCUCAUGUCGUACCUCCAGGAGACGGACGCCACCAGCGUGGUGCACCGCAUCAUCUUCAAGGCGUUCGAGCAGGCGCGCGGCGCCGACUACGUCCUGUGCAACACCGUGGAGGAGCUGGAGCCGUCCACCAUCGCCGCGCUCCGCGCCGAGAAGCCCUUCUACGCCGUGGGCCCCAUCCUCCCCGCCGGCUUCGCCCGCAGCGCCGUCGCCACCUCCAUGUGGGCCGAGUCCGACUGCUCCCACUGGCUGGACGCGCAGCCGCCGGGGUCCGUGCUCUACAUCUCCUUCGGCAGCUACGCGCACGUCACCAAGCAGGAGCUGCACCAGAUCGCCGGGGGAGUCCUGGCCAGCCGCGCGAGGUUCCUGUGGGUGAUGCGGCCGGGCAUCGUGAGCUCCGACGACCCGGACCCGCUGCCCGAGGGGUUCGCGGCGGCGUCCGCCGGGCGUGGGCUGGUGGUGCCGUGGUGCUGCCAGGUGGAGGUGCUCUCCCACGCCGCGGUGGGUGGAUUCCUGACGCACUGCGGGUGGAACUCCGUGCUGGAGAGCGUGUGGGCGGGAGUGCCCAUGCUGUGCUUCCCUCUGCUCACUGACCAGAUCACCAACCGGCGGCUCGUCGUGCGGGAGUGGCGCGUCGGCGUGACCAUCGGGGAUCGUGGCGCUGUGUUUGCCGACGAGGUGAAGGCGAGGAUCGAGCGCGUGAUGUCCGGAAAAGAGGGGAAGGACCUCGGGGAGGCGGUGAAGAAGGUGAGGGCGACCCUUGAGGCCGCGGCGGCGCCCGGCGGGUCAUCGCAGCGGAGCUUCGAUGAGUUCGUCGACGAGCUAACGCGGCGUUGCGGCGGAUGUUAAGCUGCGCCGACCGAUCGGCCUGAAGCGCUGCCUCCCGCCGUUGGAGAACGAAUCCAGUUCAAUUUAUAUUGUGGUGUAUGUAUAAUUGUUCACGAAACUUGGACGUGCCCACGUGCCAUGUUGAGAUGUGCACGUCAAAUUUGUGUUCGAAUUUUUUUGACAUUUUGAAAUGGGUUUGUCUAGGUAUAAGUCGACUGAGACUUGAUGAAGUCUCAGUCCAUGACGUCAGCACGUACAAAAUUGAAAGCUAUGACAGGUUUUCCUCA
Triticum dicoccoides is the source of this 1910-nucleotide messenger RNA. RefSeq names its product UDP-glycosyltransferase 86A2-like. Bases 190 to 1644 code for a protein of 484 amino acids. The record is from RefSeq and is a predicted model, not a curated record. NCBI's taxonomy places the organism in Eukaryota, Viridiplantae, Streptophyta, Magnoliopsida, Poales, Poaceae. The transcript has 2 exons. Gene Ontology annotation, molecular function: quercetin 7-O-glucosyltransferase activity; quercetin 3-O-glucosyltransferase activity.